GCGAAGAUGGCCUCGAUGAAGGUCUCCGGCGAGAUCGGAGCCAACGUGGGGGAUCGCCAAGAAUCGCCCGACGACCCGCCCGCAGUCGCGGCGACAGCCGCAGACGACGACGCCGCAGCAGCAGCAGCAGCCGCUCAGCCCGGUGAGCCCCCCGGCAACGACGACCCCGCGGACGGUGAGCUCUCAGGCUUCGACGUCGGCCGCAACGGCGACCUCGCCGCCAAGGUUGCCGCGAUGCACAAGCACAAGGAUUCCCUUCGCAAGGAUUACGAGGACAAGCUCGGGGAGCUGGACAAGCAGAUGGCCGAGGCGGCCAUCGCGCAGCACAAGCGCGAGCAGCUCGCGCGCAAGGUGGCCGCCGAGGCCGUCCGUGAGGCGAGGACCUCGCGAGUCUCGCAGCUCGCCAACCUCAUCGCGGCGUCGCUCGAGAUGGUCAAGAAGAGCGGCGACGCGCUCGAUUCGGUGGUGCUCAAGCUGGUGGACCACAUCGAGCAGGACACCCAGGAGCAGAUGAUGGGCCGCGACGGGCCCAAGGGCGACGGCAACGACGACGUCAACUCCAAGGACGGGCCGAGCGGCAUGCAGGAUAAGCUCAUGAAGCUGAUGCUGUCCAGCCCCAGCGACGAGCAACUCGAGGACGCCGUGGCCAUCAUGGAGGGGAUGAAGCCCAAGGCUGAGUGGGACAACAUGCAGUCGCUCACCGCGCAACUCGGCAACCUCACAAACUACAUGAGCAGGUUGGAGGGGAAGAUGACGGACGAGGAGGAGGCGCAGGCGAUCGCGGACAGGGUCCUCGCGGAGGAGGCCGCCGCCAACGGCGAGGGCGGUGACCCGGCGGCUGCCGACCAGGCCGGCGACGGGGCGCCCGCCGCCGCUGCCCCCGAGCCGGAGGUUGAGCCGGCGACUGAGGCGGACGAGGUGGCGUCCGACGACCUCCCGGUCCCCAAGGAGCUCAUGGAGCAACUCAACGUGCUGAGGGGCAAGAAGAAGUACCUCGAGGAGAUCAAGCAGCUCGAGCUGGCGGUCAGGGCGCUGCAGGAGGAGCAGGCGGCGGGAUUUCCCCCCGAGGUUGAGCCGCCGACGGUGAUGCCGGGCGACGAGGACGACGACGAUAACGCGCCCGCGCCCGAACCCGCCGCGGAGUGACGACCCAACCCGCGACUUUACGUGGUGUACCCUCGCGCGACGAACGAGACGCGCGCGACGCGACGCGACGCCCCUUCGCACCCUUUCCGAUUCGGAGUAGCUGUGAAUACCCGG
Messenger RNA from Micromonas commoda, 1260 nucleotides. RefSeq lists its product as hypothetical. The coding region runs from base 7 to 1146 and encodes 379 amino acids. The record is from RefSeq and is a predicted model, not a curated record. The transcript has a single exon. Lineage: Eukaryota; Viridiplantae; Chlorophyta; Mamiellophyceae; Mamiellales; Mamiellaceae.